Crotalus tigris (Tiger rattlesnake) is the source of this 2493-nucleotide messenger RNA. RefSeq names its product phosphate cytidylyltransferase 1, choline, alpha (gene PCYT1A). Gene Ontology annotation, biological process: CDP-choline pathway. Gene Ontology annotation, molecular function: phosphatidylcholine binding; choline-phosphate cytidylyltransferase activity. Lineage: Eukaryota; Metazoa; Chordata; Lepidosauria; Squamata; Viperidae. The coding region runs from base 84 to 1187 and encodes 367 amino acids. The record is from RefSeq and is a predicted model, not a curated record. The transcript is spliced from 8 exons. Gene Ontology annotation, cellular component: endoplasmic reticulum.
CCUUUUCUUUCACCAGUUCCCUUAAAACGCCUGCUUGGAUCCUCCAGGUGUCUCCAGCCGAUCUCCCAGAGGCGAUUGCCGGGAUGGAUCCCCAGAUCUCGGCCAGAUUAAACUCCAGGAAGAGGAGGAAAGAAGGAGCGGGUUCCAACGGGGCCGCCCAGACAGACGGCAUCCCGUUGAAAAUGCCCCGCAACUGUAUAGGAUUGCGAGAGCCGGCUCCAUUUUCCGAUGAGCUGGAAGUGGACUACAGCAAGCCCUACACACGAGUCACGUUUGAAGAGGCAACGAGAGGAACGCCCUUGGACCGUCCCGUCAGGGUAUAUGCCGAUGGGAUUUUUGACCUGUUCCACUCCGGACACGCUCGGGCUCUGAUGCAGGCCAAAAGCCUGUUCCCCAAUACCUACCUCAUCGUUGGAGUCUGCAGCGACGAGCUGACGCACAGCUUGAAGGGCUUCACAGUGAUGAACGAAGCCGAGCGCUACGACGCCGUCCAGCACUGCCGCUACGUGGACGAGGUGGUGAGGAACGCGCCCUGGACGCUCAGCCCGGAGUUCCUGGCGGAGCACAGGAUCGACUUUGUCGCCCACGAUGACAUCCCCUACUCUUCGGCCGGCAGCGACGACGUCUACAAACACAUAAAAGAAGCAGGAAUGUUUGCCCCCACGCAGAGAACUGAAGGCAUCUCCACCUCGGACAUCAUCACCCGCAUCGUCCGGGACUACGACGUCUAUGCCCGGCGGAAUCUGCAGAGGGGCUACACGGCCAAGGAACUCAACGUCAGCUUCAUCAAUGAGAAGAAGUACCACCUACAAGAGAGGGUGGACAAGGUGAAGAAGAGGGUGAAGGACGUGGAGGAAAAAUCGAAGGAAUUUGUCCAGAAAGUGGAGGAAAAAAGCAUCGACCUCAUUCAGAAAUGGGAGGAGAAGUCGCGGGAAUUCAUCGGCAACUUCUUGGAGAUGUUCGGUCCCGAAGGCGCCUUGAAGCACAUGCUGAAAGAAGGGAAGGGACGCAUGCUGCAGGCCAUCAGCCCCAAGCAGAGUCCCAGCAGCAGCCCCACGCACGACCGCUCACCCUCGCCCUCUUUCCGCUGGCCCUUCACCGCCAGGACGCCCCCGCUGUCUCCAGCUGGCCUCCCCCGGAACACGUCGACGGCCAGCUACGACAUCAGCGAGGAUGAGGAGGACUGAGCCGGACCCCGGGGAAACCACGAGCCCCUGGAGGGGAGGGGGGGAAGACCCUCCAGGCUCCCAAAACGCAAGAACUGAGAACGGUGGCACCGCCAAAAGGGAUCUUCGCUGCCCAGCCCUCCGGGAGCUGGGACACCGCCCUGGCAUUUCCCCCCUUUUUAUUUCUCCCCUUCGUCCUUUUCCUGGUUUGUUUCUCGCCCCUUCGGUGGGACUGCGGGAAACGGGGGGGGGGCUCUUCGUUUUAAAAGCAAACCUUUUAUUUGUACCGGUUAGCCGAAAGCCUCGAUCUUGGUGGGGCUGCGAGGGGCAAAGGGGCGGGGGAGAAACUCUCUCGCCCAGCCCUUCCCUUCAGCUUCUUGCAUGGCCCUCUCUGCUUCUCCCCUCGGCCGGGGUCAUCGGUCUGCGGGAUGCAGAGGCCCUUCAAGCGGGUGCACCGGGGAAGGUAGUAGGGGGGGCAGGAAGCUGCAAAAAGGCCGUUCCGCACGCCUGGGGGGGGAGAGAGAGAGAGAGAGUCCUCUCUCAGCCUCCCCACGUUUCUAGUCCUCAAGAGAAAAAAAGCGGAGGAGGAUCAGGCAAAGCUGCAGGGCUUCCCCGAGGGAUUCGCUCCUGGGUUUAAGGAUGUUCCCCGCUCUUCCUGUGUGGGACCCCCCCCCCAAAAGUGAAAGCAGCCUUUUCGCUUCUUUUUGCAACGUCCUGCAAGGGGGUCGGAGCUGCAGGUGCACCAGGGGGCGGGCGGGGGGGGGGAGGCGGUGAAUUCUUCUGUUUCCAGGCUGUCGUUGUGGGUCCCUGGUUGUGCUGAAAAGCCGCAAGCUGACAGAUUGUCCCCGGCUUCUGGCUCUCUCGCCCACCUCCCUCCCUAAGCUAUUUGUGAGGGGCUGUGGGGCACCCCAUUAAAGUAACAUUUCGCCCUUUGGCGUCCUGUCCCGUCGCAAAAAAAGGCCGCCAAAUCUCUGCGGGAAGCCGAUCUUUGCGCCCACGUUUUCCCAAAAGGCUUUUCUCGCACAUCCGAUGGGUGCCCCGCGCUGUCGAGAAUCGGCCCGGAGUUUGCCCCGUGGCGGAACGAGGGAAGCCCCAUAAGGCACGCCACGAGCCGAGGUGGGUGCACAGUCAUCCCCGGCCCCCAGACGGCAGGAUUUGGAGUGCGCGUCUGGCCCUCUGUCGCCGCCCCGCUCCUCCGGAGGACGCGGAGCCACAUCUGGGGGGGGCAGCUGCUUAUCUCGUUCCGGCACAGCACCCGUUCAUUAGGAACCCACUUUUGGUUGGAUGUUGUUCUUAACUAUGUAAUAAAUGUUCGGGUUUGACUGUC